GUGACGUCGCGUGGGCGGGUCCCGCCGCGCACAAUGGGCCAUGGAGUUCCCGUUCGAUGUGGACGCGCUGUUCCCGGAGCGGAUCACGGUGCUGGACCAGCACCUGCGGCCCCCGGCCCGCCGACCCGGAACCACAACGCCGGCCCGUGUUGAUCUGCAGCAACAAAUUAUGACCAUUAUUGAUGAAUUGGGCAAGGCUUCUGCCAAGGCCCAACAUCUUCCAGCUCCCAUUACUAGUGCAUCAAGGAUGCAGAGUAACCGCCAUGUUAUUUAUGUGCUCAAAGACACUUCAGCAAGACCGGCUGGAAAAGGAGCCAUUGUUGGUUUCCUCAAAGUUGGAUACAAGAAACUCUUUGUUUUGGAUGAUCGUGAGGCUCACAAUGAAGUUGAACCCCUUUGCAUCCUGGACUUUUAUAUCCAUGAGUCACUUCAACGCCAUGGCCAUGGGCGGGAACUCUUCCAGCAUAUGUUACAGAAAGAGCGUGUUGAACCACACCAGCUGGCCAUUGAUCGACCCUCACCGAAGCUGCUAAAGUUUCUGAAUAAACACUACAACCUGGAGACCACAGUCCCACAGGUGAACAACUUUGUGAUUUUUGAAGGCUUCUUUGCCCAUCAGCAUCGGCCCCCUGCUCCCUCUCUGAGGGCAACUCGACACUCUCGUGCUGCUGAUCCUACGCCCGCUGCUCCAGCAAGGAAGCUGCCUCCCAAGAGAGCAGAGGGAGACAUUAAGCCCUACUCCUCUAGUGACCGAGAAUUCCUGAAGGUAGCUGUGGAACCUCCUUGGCCCCUGAACAGGGCCCCUCGCCGUGCUACACCUCCCGCCCACCCACCUCCCUGCUCCAGCAGCCUAGGGAACUCACCAGAACGGGGUCCCCUCCGCCCUUUUGUGCCAGAGCAGGAGCUGUUGCGUUCCCUGCGCCUCUGUCCCCCCCAUCCCACCGCCCGCCUCCUGCUGGCUGCCGACCCUGGAGGCAGCCCCACCCAGCGUCGCCGUACCAGCUCCCUUCCCCGAUCUGAUGAGAGUCGAUAUUGACAGACAGUUAACCCCCAACCAUCCCUGGGAGGCAUGGGGUGGGCAGUGACCCCUAUCUCUGAAAUCCCUGGACUUACUCUUCCAUUGCAUUCCCAUGGAUCCACUGGGACCUGAAACAGGAUUUCCUCUUCCCUUUUCUUAGAAAGCUGAGCUUUUGGGGUCCAGAUGACCUCAUACUUUUCCACUUUUCUUAAAAUAGAAGCACUCCUUCUUUGGGCUCUGAAUGUUUCCUAGUCAGCCCAAUUUGCUAUCACAUCCUUUGGUUACGCCACUGAUAUUAAUUACCCAGAAAAAGCACACUCUUGCUUGCUGUCAGACUCUAGAAUAAGGUUAAAGUUCCAAGGGCGACCUCUACCAGGUAAACCUAUGUCCAUGGAAUAAAUCCCAUAAUUCCUCCACAGUGUCUACUGAUAUUUCUAGUAAUGCUUUUGUGCUGUCUACUACACUCAGCCUUUCAGCCUGCUGAUGCCAGCUCAUAAGUUUCUGGCAUCUCUUCAGAGCAGUCCAGUUACUUAGGACAGGGAUAUACCAGCUCCCCAAAAGGAUCCAUUCAACAUUGCCAAACUCUUGAUUUAAACAUUUUAGUGUAUUUAUGUGUCAGGGAAUCCCCAAGCUGAUGUCUCCUCUAGGGCUUGGUGAUUAGCCACUUUUCUAAAGACAUACCACUCUCCCCAAAUUCUGAGAGAGUUUGUUUCCUGGCAGUAGAUCCCAGCAAGCACCUUCGGAUCACUUUUAGCCAUGUUUCAGAAGAUACAAAUCUAAAGAUUUGAGUCUCAAGACCCAUUGGCUCCUAGAAUCUCUUUCACAUCCAUCUUUCCUGUAGCUAGUUGCUGACAUAGUCCUGUCUUGUGAGAUUGUCUUGUGAUAAUGGGGAAACCCUUACUUUGUCUGCCUUCUUACUCCAUAGCAAGAACCUUUUCUCCUGCACCAUACCCAGGAUAUAGAAUAUCUUCCUUCCUUGCCUUCUGAAUGGUAGGUCAGUACCCCCACAUUUUCUCCCCAAAUCCUUGGGAGCAGGAUCUCCCUUUCCUGUCACUCCUUUAUUUUUCCUCCCUCUAAUAUUGUCUCCCUCUUAAUAAAGUGUGAGUUUUUUUUUCUGUUUU
Molecule: messenger RNA, 2139 nt
Organism: Suncus etruscus (white-toothed pygmy shrew)
Lineage: Eukaryota; Metazoa; Chordata; Mammalia; Eulipotyphla; Soricidae
Gene: ATAT1
Product: alpha tubulin acetyltransferase 1
Exons: 11
Coding region: 41-1036 (331 amino acids)
Biological process (GO): alpha-tubulin acetylation
Cellular component (GO): microtubule
Molecular function (GO): tubulin N-acetyltransferase activity
Source: RefSeq, a predicted model, not a curated record